Messenger RNA from Orussus abietinus, 4174 nucleotides. RefSeq names its product protein Skeletor, isoforms B/C. The transcript has 11 exons. Lineage: Eukaryota; Metazoa; Arthropoda; Insecta; Hymenoptera; Orussidae. Bases 282 to 2369 code for a protein of 695 amino acids. The record is from RefSeq and is a predicted model, not a curated record.
GGCGCGCCGUGGUUCGCGCCGUGGUCCGCCGCGUACUGAGGGACCCGACCCGAUCCGACCCGACCCGACCUCUCCCCAGGGCCGGCUGGGAAAAUGAGACUCAAGUCGGACACCCUCCGCGGAUUGGACGAGGAAAUUCGAAAGAUCGGGUGAAGAAUCUGACGGUCGAAUGUAAGUGCGCGCGUUGUCGGAGUGCGUGAGUGCGUGAGGAUACACCGAGCCAACCGGCCUCGAGGAGCACCGGGAACCCGCGGACAGUGUCCCCGAGAAGAAGUUAGAUCAUGGAGGCGUCCGGGCCGAGGAUCGUCGCUUGGGGGCUGAUCUUGUGCGUCUUGGUCGUCCCGCCAUUCGGAUAUGCUAGGAACGGACCGAAUUACUAUGGCAAGAAGAUCGGGAACCUGACAGUGUUCGGCCAUGGGAUCAAGGGGAUGGUUUUCGCCGUAGACGACUCGACGAUCUUCAUCAAGGGCUUCAGCUACGACGGGACCGGACCGGACGCCUACUUCUGGGCCGGGAACUCCACGAUGCCGAGUCCCGAGGGAUUCAUCGUUCCCUAUCCUGAGGACUAUCCAGGAAGGGAACCGCCGAUUUUGGAGGAUUACAACAACACCGAUAUAAUCCUGAAGCUUCCUCAGGGAAUCAGAAUUCGAGACAUCAAGUACCUCGGCGUGUGGUGUCGAAGAUUCACCGUCGAUUUCGGACACAUCAGGAUACCCCAGGACCUAGAGAUCCCCAAGCCAAGGGUCCUGUCGGAGUUCUCCAGGUUAGCACACGGACUCAGGAGUGGAAAUAUCAGCAUUUUGGACAGCAAGACCUUCUACAUCCCGAAUUUGCAUUACGACGGAGCAGGUCCGGACGCCUACUUCUGGGUGGGGAACGGUUCGGAACCGAACACCUUCGGCACUAAAGUUCCCAACGAGGUCGGCAGUCUCGAGCCAUUAAGGGGCUAUCUAGGCGAGGACAUCGAAAUCGUUUUGCCAGGAAAUCUGACUGUCUAUGACAUCGAGUGGCUGGCCGUUUGGUGUGUGCAAUAUAAGCACAAUUUCGGACACGUUUUGAUCCCGAAGGACCUGGACGUACCCCCGGCUUUGGGACAAACCAAGAUCACGACGAGCAGUACUCCGGCUCCCCACAUGAGGCACGAGCUCAGCAACUGCAGGGAGCUUCUUCAGGGUCGAGUGCAGGUGCAAUGGGAGCUGAUGGGUGACAAAGUGCAGAUUCGACUGGCCGGAAGAAUUAGAGAUGAUCAGUACAUCUCUUUCGGGCUUUCCGGGAGGCAAGGAAAAGCUGAAAUGCUCGGCGGGGACGUCGUCGUCGUAGGAUACGACGGGAAGACGGGAAAGUUCAUCGUCGACGACUACUACAUGUCGGAUUACGCCCAAUGCGAUGGAAAAAAGGGCGUCUGUCCUGAUGAGAGGAUCGGUGGGGUAAACGACGCCGAAUUCAUCCACGGGGAGAGAACUAAUGGAGUGACGAUUGUGACCUACUCCAGGCCCCUGAACCCCAAGGACCCCAUGAAGGACAAGCCCAUCCCGGUAUCAGAGGCAAGCGUUAUCGCCGCCAUAGGGCCCCUUAAUUCGAGGGGCGAAGCCAAUGCCCAUCACAGCUUUGAUAAGACCACCGAGGACAUUCGCAUAGACUUCGCAUCGAGAAACGUCCAUGAAUGUACAAAUUCCCUGUACAACGUCCCGGACAUGUCCAGCAUCCCUGCAUGGCCCCCCGCCGAGAUCAUCGACGAGGACACCUUCAGUGCCAGGAUCGGACCCACCGGGGGCAAGAGGGGGUACACCAGGAUCACAGGACAACCCUCCUGGGGAAUCGCCUGGUAUAUCAACGACCUUCUGAUCCCGGAGAUAACAGUAGAGAGGGGCAGAACUUAUACCUUCAUCGUAGAGGGUGGAAACAAUCCGACUCAUCCAGCACGGUACCAUCCGUUCUACAUUACUGACAGCCCUGAGGGAGGAUACGGCCAGAAGUCUCAGACUCAGCAGAUGCUGCAGAAAAUCUACGCCGGGGUCGGCUACGAUGCCGAUGGAUAUCCAUAUCCCACGGCGGCGGGUCGUUAUUGCGAGUGGACUCAUAAAACCAUCGACAUGAGUGCCGAUUCUGAGACUUUCGAGAGCUUCUUCGAGACUCUGAGGCUCGAAUGCGACCAGGGCGAGCCUGCAAAACUCGUCUGGACGGUCGCACAAAACACUCCAGAUCUGGUGUACUACCAGUGUUACACGCACAAUAAUUUAGGUUGGAAAAUCAACGUGGUGGAGGCUGGUUACCGACCGAGAAGAGACGGAAGUCACGCUUCUAGUAUCGGGCCAUUCCUGGUGACAAUAAUCGCAUCGGCCCUCUGCAGUUUAUCGUUCCUCAGAUGAAUUGCGGCUUAAUUGCAUUUUGACGUCCAAAACGGUGCACGUGGAUCCGAAUGCAUCCAAAUCGUGGACGCACGAUAAGCGUCGAGAUAUCUAUACGAAGAAAUCGGAAGGAGAACCGUGAUCGACUCAAAUGAUACAAGGUUGUAAGAAAGUAUUUAACGCGUAAGGAUUUAAUUCUAUGUAAAGAUUAGCGAGAUAUUUUUAAGACUUAUCAGAUUCCACAUUUCAUAUUAUAUAUAUAUAUAUACACACAUAUAUAUAUAUAUGUUGAUACAUACGUAUGCAAUUAUAUAAACAUUUAUAUAAAUUUGUAUAUGUAUGUAUUUACGCAUCGCGUAUAUAUGCAGUACGCGCGUCAAAUUAAUGAUCGAGAUAUAAGACAAUAAAAUAGAUAAUCGGUAAAAAUCGACGCACGAGGACGGGAUGGAUAACUGAAAGUGCGAUAAGAUUAGAGAUUAUUAUUUAUAACGUUGAUUAAUAAUUUCAUACCGUUAAUAGGUCUUAAAAAAAAAAACAUCCGAGUCUUUUCACGCCUUUUUCAGGAAGAAAGUAAUUCGUCUUUGAUAUUGUUGCACGGAGGAUUAAUAUUUGGUUAAAUCAAUGCAAUGUUUUUCUCGCUUCAACCAUAGAACAUGGUUAUUAAGUGAAGCAAUAAUUAAUUAAUUUUACGUGAUCAACCAAAAGUCAUUGAUCACAUAAAUUAUUAAACUAAUUAGGGACAUUUACAGAAAAUGUCCAGCUCAUUGACCAAGGUACUUUCUAUAAUUAACAAAACGAUUCAACCAAAGCCCCUUAGUCGUUCUAAGCAAACUAAUUUGGUUAAACAAAAGAAAAAAUCAUUUCUGAAGACCCAUUUUCGUGCGUCGAGUCUUAUCACGAUAGGGGACGAUAAGGGAGGAGGACAUCCUCCAGACAAUAAUACAGGAAGAAAGGCGGAAUUCUUUGGGACUCGAGUAGGAGAGAUUCUUGAGGCCCUAUUUAGGAAACGAAACGUGCAAACGUGCUCAACGUGUUAAACGCGAGAAAGCCGGAAGCGACAAUAUUAGAAAGUAUUUACCGCCGCUCUUAUCGGGGACGCGAUAAGCGGCAGGCGCUCGUCUAUGUAAAUUUUGCACAAAGUUAUAGUUGAAUUUACAUAACUUUAACGUCGCGUAGCUCCUAAGGAUAUACAUACGCAUAUACAUAUAUACACACACAUAUAUAUAUAUAUAUGUUUAUAAAUGCUGUCUGUUUGACAAUAAUCUUUACGGUAGUCGAGGCGAGGAAGGGCGUAACGUGGUGAGGUGAUAAGUAAUCAAGGGCUGAUAAAACACCCGAGUCGAAAUUAUGGAUCUCAUAUGAACCCUUUCAUAAUUUCUUUCCUCGACAGACAUUUUAGGCUCUUUUCCCACAUGGAGAUACAUUGAAAAAUAUAUGUGAAAAUAUAUUUUUAUGUAUAAAAAGUAUAUAUAUACGGAUAUAGAUAACGUUUGACCGUUAUUGAUAUUGUAAUGAAUCGUAUUUAUAUAUAUAUAUUGGCAGUAAACAAAUUGUUUUUCCAGCCAAGGCUCUUGAUCAAACACUUGAAUGGACCUCAACUGUACAAAAAAUCGGACCUAAACGUAUAUUUGAGGCUCUAAUGAGACUGAUUUCAUUAACAUCUCAAUUCUCGCCCUUUAAGGUGAUAAAAAAGUGUCACAUAUGCAUACCAAAAAUAUGAAAAUAUUUAUCAAAUUUGGAACUUAAUCGGGAGAUUAUGGAGCCGUGAAAUUUCAUUUUUCGAAAAAAAAUAAAAAAUAAAAAACUUGUAUUUAUCUUGGACAAGA